Molecule: messenger RNA, 2809 nt
Organism: Lineus longissimus
Lineage: Eukaryota; Metazoa; Nemertea; Pilidiophora; Heteronemertea; Lineidae
Product: INO80 complex subunit B-like
Exons: 9
Coding region: 93-1079 (328 amino acids)
Biological process (GO): chromatin remodeling
Cellular component (GO): Ino80 complex
Source: RefSeq, a predicted model, not a curated record
UCUGCGCCCAAGAAAUUAGAAAAGUUGUGCUUUUACAUGUUUUAGAUGAUUUGGGUCGUUGUUCUCUGCAUUUGUGAUUGAAGUCAUCAAGCAUGGGGAAGAGGAAAGAUGGCGAGCUGGGAGAUCCUCUAAGUAUAGACUCCACAAGCUCUUCACACAAAAAACAUAAAAAGCACAAAAAGAAACACAAGAAAAGGAAAGAUCAGGGUGGCGAAGAUGACUUUGUAUCUGUUGUGGAUGAAUCCCCAAGACCAUCCAUCAAACUUACUAUCAAGAUUGGAGGAGAGAUGUUGGGAGAAAAAAGUGUGACGAAGACUGAGAUUAUUCCAGCACCAGCAACCGCCACAGAUACCCAUGCCAGUGAUGAUGAGUCGAUUGACUGGGAAGACUAUGCCGAUGAUGAUGUCACUACCACCACCAAUACAUCCAGCAUUCCAGUCCUUAUGCCUGGACUCUCUGCACUGCUUAAGAAAAAGCAAGAAAAGCAUGAGUCUGAUGAGGAAUCCGCCUGGCUGAAGGCUUUGGAAGCUGGCGAACUCGACGACAAUGGAGAAAUUAAGAAAGAAAAGAAUCCUAAACUGCUUACAGCCAGACAGAGAGCGUUGGUACAAGGUCGCCAAGAAAAGGAACUUGUACAACUCCCAUCAGGAUAUAAGGCUCCAGAAUAUACCGAGGAACAGCUGCAGCGGCGGCAACAACGUGCAAAGAAACGUCGAGACCAAGCACACGAGAAGAGAGAAAAAGACAAGAAACAAACAAUAGAUCGUCUGCUAAAGAAACAAGAAACAAAAUCCAAGGGUGCAGGCAAGGGAAAAUCACGCCGUCACAAUGUACCACGAGUUCGGUACCACAGCACAGCAAGAGGAUCUACCAUAUCAUUUCCACAAGGUGCUCACUGCCCAAUGCUGCAGGAAGGACCCAUUUCAUUGCCAAAACCAAGGCCAUUAUGUGGAGUCCCAAGCUGUAAAAAUCCAAAGAAAUAUAAUUGUUCAAAGACUUUAGUGCCAUUAUGCAGUCUGGAAUGCUACAAAAGGAACCAACUUCUCAAGGAAGAAAAACGAAUACCGUUAGUAACGUAGCCAUGAUAGGAAUGUUGCAUUUUGCCAAAUUUUAAGUUGAAUCUAGGAACCACCUGCCUAUAACUGUUGAUAUUUUCUGCUGACCUGGUAACAAAAUAGUGAUGUUGUUUCGAUGUCUUGACAAAGGGGUACAACAGGCUCUUUCACUAAACUUCAGGGAAGUAAAUAAUUGUAAACUGGGAUACUUUUGGUUUGUGUUAUAAUUUAUUUUUUUUUGAUGAGCAAUAUUGAGAAAUCAAAAUGAUACAAAAUACAUAUACAAAAAUAAGUGAACUUACUGCUACAGGGCUGUAAAAAGGCUAUAAAAGCAGAAUAAAAGUUGUGAUUUCACAAAAUCCUUAAUUUCAAUUCUAGCAAAGGUUUCCUGGUUUACAGUUCUCGAAAAAGAAAAUUGUUUUGUCAGCUUCAACUAGGCAGUCCUCUACAGAUGAUUACAUGUUGGUUGAUGAGCCAUUCAAACCAAGUGUUUUCUUUUAAGCAUACUGUUAACAUGUAAAUGUUCAUGCCAGUUUAUUAUGCGAUUGGUAUACUUUGAUUUCCCUUUUGACAACUCGGCAAGAGUAAUUUCAACUAUUUCAAUUAGAUUUUCUUUUUUUGUGAAAAAAACGCCAAAAUGAAAAGCAAAUGAACAUCUGCUUUACAAGUUGUUGGGAAUGCCUGUGUAAAACCGUUCUGAAAGAAGUUAGGAGCCACAACCUAUGUACUUUAAAAUUUGUAAUUCUUAAAUCGAAAAUUCGUAACCUGCAGUGCUCUUAGUAAGAAAAUGCUUAGGGAGCAUCCAUUAAGUACAUACACACUUAGGGGGAGGGGGGGUCUAUGAAAAACCGUACACUAUGCGGGAGGGGGGUAUAUAGUCUGGCAUACGCAACACAAGAACCAUUUUCUGAACACAUUAGAAAAUGCUUAAAUGCUUAAAUGCUUAAAAUGAUAGAUGACCAUGAUAAUCAAGGGAAUCAUACUGGUAUUGCACAUGAGGCCGGAACUUACACGCGACAAACGUGACUGGCCUCUGAUAACACCCCACUACAAGGUUUAUAGCUGUUUCCCGCGCCGUUUUUCCCACGUGUGUGCCAUGUUAGCACUAAUGCGCAAUCUGCCUGCCGAUCUGACUGUGGCGCCGCAGGAAAGAAAAUAGGCAAUUCAUCGAGUAAUAAAGUGGUCUCUAGGCAUACGCUCGUACAGGGGGAGGGGGGGUUUUAGGCAAUGCGUACAAAGUGCAUACGGGGGGAGGGGGUCUAAAAAUUGGUGUUUACGUGCGUACGUAUUUAAUGGAUGCUCCCUUAUAUUGAUCUGUACAUUUUGUAUUGAACCUGCUGUAUGUGUUAUAAAUAAAUAUCAGUUGAUGUGAUAUACGUUUUGAAGUUUACUUUAUAUACCAGGUGAUUACAGUAGUGAAAACUUACUGAAAGCUUUCAUUUGUUGCCUGAAGGGAUGCUACAGUGCUGGUGACAGUAUUUAUAUGUUAACCUAUAUUGUGGUUUAUAUGUUAACCUAUAUUGUGGUUUAGGAUGAAAUUGCAGGCAUGCUUUUGCUGCUUUGACUAACAAAGUAUGUUCCCUGGUGAGGAAUGAAAGUCCAGGCGACGUCUGUGCUGGAAAGAUCCAUGACACUCACUUAUUUGAUCUGGUUUGGGAUGAAAUUUCAGAUAAUGCUUGUGCUUGCUUGUAUCCCCAAGUAUGUUUUCUAAUUAAAGAUGAGAUCCCAAGCAGUAUCUGCUGCUGGCUUGGGCC